CCAAACAGUGGUUAGUUUUAAAGAAAAUCCCCAUUUGAGCAGAGCUUUCUUUUUCUUCCCUUGCCUUCCUUUUUUCCCCCUCUGUCUUCUUUUUUUUUUUGUUUUAGGAACCCAGCUGUUAAUCUGAGCGACGGGCACUCGGGCAUUAGGCCACGCCGGCCUCGGGGACCCAGGCUGCCCGCCCAGCCCGCGGGGCUCCCGGCCACUCCGGCGGGCGCUCGCUCGGGGCGCCGCCCAACCAGCUUUCCCGGAAGGGCGGGCGCGCCGAGCUCGCCGCGCUGCGUUCCACCGGCGAGGCGGGUGUAUGGACUAGGGAGGAUUUGUGAAAACUCCAGGUAAUCAUGGCAGCUGAUGAAGAUAACAAAAAACAAGUUCUUAAGGAGCCUCAGUCAGAUGAAGAAUUUAUGAAAGAUGAACAAAGAGAGAGAUUAAUUGAUGAAAUUGCAAAGGAAAAUACUCAGUUAAAGGAAGAGAUCCAAAGGCUUGAAGCUGAGUUACAAGAGGCCAUCAGAAACUCCCAGAUUAAAGAGGAUAUUCCUGAAACAAAGGUGAAAUUCACAUCUUUAGAGAAUCCGGAGAAUGACAGCCAGUUUUCAAAUAUCUCCUGUUCAUUUCAAGUGAGCUCGCAAGUUCUCUAUGAGCUACAGAAAGGACAAGGUCUUAUCACCUUUGAAAAAGAAGAAGUUGCCCAAAACAUCAUCAGGAUGGGGAAGCAUCAUGUGCAGAUAAAUGAUGUAGAUGUGGAGGUUUUGGCCCAGCCAGUUCCGUUAAACUCAGGAAUCAGAUUCCAGGUUUUUGAAGAAUACUCUAAGGUGAAGAUCAAUGUUACUGAAAUUCCUGACGUGUUGCCUGAAGAUCAGAUGAGAGACAAGCUAGAGCUGAGCUUUUCUAAGUCCAUAAACGGAGGCGGGGAAGUGCUAUGCGUGCAGUAUGAUAAGCAGUCCCGGAGUGCCGUGAUCACGUUUGUGGAAACUGGAGUUGCUGACAAGAUUUUGAAAAAGAAAGACUAUCCGCUUUAUAUAAAUCAAAACUGCUAUAGAGUUACUGUUUCUCCAUACACAGAAACACACUUGAAACAUUUUCAGGUAUUUUUGGGAAUAUCGGAGAGGACGGUGCUUCUGACUGGAAUGGGAGAUCUUCAGAUGACGGAUGAAGAACUUUUACAGGAUUUAGUUAACAUUCACUUUCAACGGGAGACGAAUGGAGGUGGAGAGGUGGAAGUGGUCAAAUGUUCUCUACGUCAACCUUGCAUCGCAUACUUUGAAGAAGAGAGGAAUAGAAUGAUCUGAAUAGUAGAGCCUCUGAGCCCAAAUCACUGUACUGUGUGACAAAAAUGAAUAUCCUUUUCCUUUAAAGAAUGAAGACUUUAAUUCCUUAGUGGCCAUUCAUUCUUAGAUACAAAAUAUAUGUCCAUGUUUUUGAAUUCUUCUUUGUUUCAAAGUCCGCUGCAUGCUUAUAAAUGCAGUAAGCUCACUGUAUUAAAAACAAUUUUGUUUGUUCAUAAA
This is a messenger RNA of Ailuropoda melanoleuca (giant panda), 1505 nucleotides long. RefSeq names its product N-myc and STAT interactor (gene NMI). The transcript is spliced from 9 exons. Lineage: Eukaryota; Metazoa; Chordata; Mammalia; Carnivora; Ursidae. Gene Ontology annotation, cellular component: cytoplasm. Bases 342 to 1289 code for a protein of 315 amino acids. The record is from RefSeq and is a predicted model, not a curated record.